UUCGCUAAAUCAGCCAAUUAAGCGGCAGGAGGCGUGGCCGGCACGCCGGACUGGUCCGGAUACGUGGUAGCUGCGAGAGCCUUUUUUUUUUCGCUUCCGGGAGUGACACGUGCGAAGCCGGCUGGCUGGGAUGUCCUCUAGCACUGAAUUUGUGUCAGGAGGGAUAAGCCCAACAGCAAUCCACCAGGUAGGUAGCCUGGGGAUGAUGAAUGUCCAGAUUCUCAAAUGCCCCCGCACCAGAAGAGAUCUGAGUCAUACUCUCAAUGAACUUUGUUGGGAUGACAAAGCCGGCACCCAGAACAAAAAGAAAAGCCGGAGGCACCAACGCUAUAUGAUGCGCAGAGCACUGGAGCAGAAUAGAACCCUGGGAGCCAGAACAAAGGAGAAAGGCCUUGUUAUGACCAUGGAUGUCUCUGAAAUGGAUGGAAUGCAGGACUCCUUGUCCCAGGAAAGUAGCAGAAGUAAUCAGUUUCUCCAGGAGGGUGUGAUGACAACUCAGAAGUAUCCUUCCACAUUUGGCGAAGCUGCAUCCAUGGAGCUAGCCAGACAACCAUCAUCUUCCCAAGGUCUUCAGAACCUGCUAGCCUGCCCCAGCAUCUCAACAAAAAGUCCCAGUUCCUUCCUGUGCCUGAUGCCCCAGAAGUCUGUGAAGCGUGUGGCCAUUGAUUGUGAAAUGGUAGGCACAGGUCCUUCUGGAAAGAUGAGCGAGUUGGCACGCUGUACGGUGGUGAGCUAUGACGGUGACGUGAUCUAUGACAAAUACAUUCUUCCAGAAUCUCCAGUUGUAGAUUAUAGGACUCGAUGGAGUGGCAUCACCCAGAAGCACAUGAGAAAAGCAACUCCUUUCAGGGUUGCGCAGAGUGAGAUCGUACAGAUUUUGAAAGAUAAAAUAGUUGUGGGCCAUGCUCUCCACAACGAUUUCCGAGUCUUAAAAUAUUUUCACCCCCGAGCCUGGAUGCGUGAUACAAGCCAGUGUCCUCUGCUGAAGAAGAAGAUUGCAUUAACUCUGAAACCCAGCAUGUCUCUCAAGAACCUAGCUAGUCAGCUGCUAGACAAAAAAAUUCAGGUUGGCAAACGUGGGCAUUCAUCUGUUGAGGAUGCUCAGGCUUCUAUGGAGCUUUACAGAUUGGUGGAGUUUCAGUGGGAGAAACUGUUGACUCCAAGCCUUCCCAUGGGCCCUUCAGACAGCACUCUGGAUGGUAAUACUGAUAACAGUUGCUACAUGGAUGAUCAAUAUUGGCCCAAGGACCUUGAUAUAGACUGCAAAUGAAGAUUCCGGUUUUAGAAAGCUUGUAAAGAAAUUAUUCUGUUAUUCUGAAGAGAGAGAUUGAUUAAACAUGAGGAUUUGUGUUU
Molecule: messenger RNA, 1353 nt
Organism: Python bivittatus (Burmese python)
Lineage: Eukaryota; Metazoa; Chordata; Lepidosauria; Squamata; Pythonidae
Gene: AEN
Product: apoptosis enhancing nuclease
Cellular component (GO): nucleus
Molecular function (GO): nucleic acid binding; exonuclease activity
Source: RefSeq, a predicted model, not a curated record